AUGCUUUCUUCUCCCUUUCUUUGGCCUGACCCAUUCUUUCUUUUUCUUUCUUUCUUUCUUUCUUUCUUUCUUUCUUUCUUUCUUUCUUUCUUUCACAAGUGCCUCUCUUUCCCUUGUUUUUCCUGCACCAUAUGCUUUCUUCUCCCUUUCUUUGGCCUGACCCAUUCUUUCUUUCUUUCUUUCUUUCUUUCUUUCUUUCUUUCACAUGUGCCUCUCUUUCUCUUCUUCCCGCACCCAUAUACUUUCUUCUCCUUUUCUUUUUUCCUGCCCCAUUCUUUCUUUCUUUCUUUUCUUUCUUUCAUGUGCCUCUCUUUCUCUUAUUCUUCCCGCACCAUAUGCUUUCUUCUCCUUUUCUUUUUCCUGCCCCAUUCUUUCUUUCUUUCUUUCUUUCUUUCACAUGUGCCUCUCUUUCUCUUAUUCUUCCCGCACCAUAUGCUUUCUUCUCCUUUUCUUUUGCCUGCCCCAUUCUUUCUUUCUUUCUUUCUUUCUUUCACAAGUGCCUCUCUUUCCCUUGUUUUUCGUGCACCAUAUGCUUUCUUCUCCUUUUCUUUUUGCCAGCCCAUUUUUCUUUCUUUCUUUUUUCUUUCUUUCUUUCUUUCUAAGUGCCUCUCUUUCCCUUGUUUUUCCUGCACCAUAUGCUUUCUUCUCCCUUUUCUUUUUUGCCUGCCCCAUUCUUUCUUUCUUUCUUUCUUUCUUUCUUUCUAG
Messenger RNA from Acanthosepion pharaonis, 705 nucleotides. The record is from the annotation of a GenBank genome assembly. Lineage: Eukaryota; Metazoa; Mollusca; Cephalopoda; Sepiida; Sepiidae.